This is a messenger RNA of Silurus meridionalis, 3711 nucleotides long. RefSeq names its product coronin, actin binding protein, 1Cb (gene coro1cb). Lineage: Eukaryota; Metazoa; Chordata; Actinopteri; Siluriformes; Siluridae. The coding region runs from base 272 to 1696 and encodes 474 amino acids. The transcript is spliced from 11 exons. Gene Ontology annotation, biological process: actin filament organization; cell migration. The record is from RefSeq and is a predicted model, not a curated record. Gene Ontology annotation, molecular function: actin filament binding.
AGUCCUACUACUUCAUUAUAUUUAACCAUAUUCAUCUAUACUAUGGCUUUUGCCAUCGAAAGGUGUGAGGAUGAGGACUGAGAUGUAGUGAUUCUCUUGUGGAGGAGGGGAAGGGUAGAGCAGCAAAAAAGGGCGUUGCUCUAUUUCAUUCAAAUAAAGGAGAAGGGGGAAAGCUUUGUACCCAGCAGCAAUACAUCGCAUUAUCGGGUGCUGGGAACAAAUACAUGCUUUGAUUACCUGCUUAAGAACAAGUACAAUUUGUAUAAAAGAGAUGAUCAGACGUGUGGUACGGCAGAGCAAGUUUCGCCAUGUCUUUGGCCAGGCGGUGAAAAAUGAUCAGUGCUAUGAUGACAUCAGGGUGUCACGAGUCACCUGGGACAGUGCCUUCUGUGCUGUCAACCCCAAAUUUGUUGCCAUUAUUGUGGAGGCCAGUGGAGGUGGAGCAUUUAUUGUCCUUCCGCUUCAAAAGACAGGUCGUAUCGAUAAAACCUAUCCAACUGUCUGUGGACACACAGGCCCUGUGCUUGACAUCGACUGGUGUCCUCACAAUGAUCACGUCAUUGCCAGUGGGUCUGAAGAUUGUACCAUAAUGGUGUGGCAGAUCCCAGAGAAUGAACUUACUGCUCCACACUCAGAGCCUGUUGUUGUGUUAGAGGGACAUUCCAAGCGGGUUGGCAUUGUGACAUGGCACCCCACAGUCCGGAAUGUCCUCCUGAGUGCUGGAGGUGACAAUGUGAUUUUUAUCUGGAAUGUGGGCACGGGUGAGGCACUCAUCACACUGGAUGACAUGCACCCAGACAUGAUCUUCAGCGUGUGCUGGAACCACAAUGGCAGCCUUAUCUGCACUGCAUGCAAAGACAAGAAAGUGCGCGUCAUUGACCCACGCAAGGCCAAGAUUAUCGCAGAGAAGGAUAAAGCGCAUGAGGGUGCACGGCCCAUGAGGGCCAUCUUUCUUGCUAAUGGCAACAUCUUCACUACUGGCUUUAGUCGCAUGAGUGAAAGACAACUGGCCUUAUGGAACCAGAAAAACAUGGAUGAACCAAUUUCAGUACACGAGAUGGAUACCAGCAAUGGAGUGCUACUUCCCUUCUAUGACCCAGACACUAACAUUGUCUACCUGUGUGGAAAGGGCGACAGCAGCAUCCGUUACUUUGAGAUCACAGAUGAAGCACCAUAUGUUCAUUAUCUUAACACCUUCUCCAGCAAAGAACCACAGAGGGGCAUGGGCUAUAUGCCCAAAAGGGGCCUAGACGUUAAUAAGUGUGAGAUUGCCAGGUUUUAUAAACUUCAUGAGCGGAAGUGUGAACCAAUUAUCAUGACUGUCCCAAGAAAGUCAGACCUGUUCCAGGAUGAUCUGUAUCCAGACACUGCUGGACCAGAUUGGGCCUUGGAAGCAGAAGAGUGGUUUGAAGGAAAGAACGGUGAUCCGAUUCUAAUUUCCCUCAAACAUGGCUAUGUACCUGGCAAAAACCGUGACCUUAAGGUUGUCAAAAAGAAUGUUCUUGACAACAAGUCAUCCAAGAAGGUAGAGGUGACGUCAGUUCUUCAAAAGCCUGCCUCUCCUCAGCUCACUAGAAAAAAUGAAGUAAAGUUGGAAGAGCUGCUCCGAGAGGUGAGAUCACUCAGAGACCUGGUGACACUACAGGACAGGCGAAUUGCCAAACUUGAAGAACAGGUGGCCAAAGUGGCAAUCUGAGGCAUUGACAAAGGUCUGAGUGACCAUGACAUGGUAUAGGAAAAGAUAUAUUUCAGAGGGCCAGUCACUGCCAAAAUUUAACUUGACUCAUUACUCCUGGUGUUUUUUUGUGUGAUUACAACUUGAAGUAACAUUCCAAUAUGGCUAUUUUCCUCUUGCUUCCCCUGAACAUUUAUUACAAAUUCAAUUGAAAAAGUUAAUUAAAAAAAGCAGGUAAAUAUUUUUUUCUUUCAUGUUUUAGUGCAUUUUUAUUUUAAAGUUAUUAGCUUCUGAACUUUCGCACCCAGUGCCAAGUCCUUAAGUAUUUUCUGUAAGUGUAUCAGUAUUACUCUCCUCUUUCAUUUCUUUGUAUUGCCAAAUGUAAGUUGAAACUUGCGUACCAAUUGGUUUGUUUUUAUUUUACUCCUUUUUGCCGUUUCACUGUCUAUUUUAAGUAUUUUUAUUACUGGACAUAGGCCCCUCUCUGUUAUACAUAUUUAGAAAGGUUACAGGUUACAUGACCAUGACCUAGAAAUAAAUCAGAAUUAAAAUGAUCAUAAAACUACUGCAGAUUAAAGCAGCGUUGAUCAGUCUGGUGCCUAAUUGUGAAGCACUCAACAAAUGCUACAAUUCCUGCAUUAAUUUCAUACUGCUCACUAUAAUGGAUUUUUAUUCCACACUGUGUGAAAACAUUUAUCAGUGUGUACUACUUUAUAUAUAUAUAUAUAUAUAUAUAUAUAUAUAUAUAUAUAUAUAUAUAUAUAAUAUAUCAUUACAGUUAGAUGAAUUUGAUAUUCUUAUCUAAUUCCCCAAAAGCAAUAAAGCAAAGGUGUUUGAAUGAGAUUUCAAAUUUGAUUCUGAAUCUGAUUUUUUGUUUCUAAUAUAUGUUUGCUUUUUAGAGCUAGGACUCUAAGCAGUUCAUUUGACUUAUGUAUAUGUGGGAAUACUAUAUAAUUAAUACAGUAAUCAUUGGCCCUGUUUACAAAAACAACUUAAACCCUUGCUACCUAUUUUUUGUCUAGCCACUUGGUUAAUUUUUUAAAUGUAAGUAUAAUCUGGUCCAUUGGUGUUUGGACAUUGUUAUUUUUGCUGUCUAUCAUAGCAUAGCAGAGUUGAUUUUAAGUUUGGCUUUUGCAGUUGGAAUUGGUAUUUGGUUGCCUUUUAUUCUCAGCAUGAAGUCAAAUAUGCUGUCACUAUGAAUGAAACAAGCCAUCAUUAGGCUUAAAAUCUAAAUAAAACAAUUAUAGAGAUAGAAAAAAACAAGUGUGGCCAUAUUAUCUAUUAUAUCCUUAAACAGAUAGAGUACACUGUUAAUUUCAAGAAGAAGAGAAGACAACAGAAAACACCUGUGGACAGACCUUAAUCAUACUUCAAAGGUGACCCGAGAUGUUUUAAAGGCAAACAAGUGGAAUCUUCUGCAAUGGCUAAUUCAAUCACCUAACCUCAAUCCAGUUGAGCAUGUUUUUUUUUUUACAUUUUCAAACAGAACACCCCAAAAAGGAACUUAGAUCUUCUGUUGUAAAGACUUUGUAGAGCAUCAAAAGGGAAGAGAUCAAUAUUUUAUUUCAUAUAUUAUAAUAUGCUUCAUUGGCUUAUAAGGGAAUAAAAUACACUUGGUCAUGGAACAAUAGCCAGUUGAGAAAAAUAACUGUAAUACACUGUAAACUUCAAUAUACUGAGGUAGACAGCUAAAAAUUAUUGCACUUUUACAAAUAUUUAUGGACUUGACUUUAUUUAUUAAAACAUACUGCAGUAUGUCCACGAUUCUACCUUAUGCAACAUUUUCAAAGUAUCCCAGUCACAAAAGAGUAAAAGACCUUUACUCUUCUCUGAGCUGACAUCUAAACUUGGUCUCCAUAAAGCAGUGGCAACCAGCUGGCCCUCACCCUUGUAAAUGAUUAGACCCUUGUCUAUUAUUGAAUUUAGCCUGGCUCAUCAACAGUUUCUAAACACUUGUGUGUCCUAAACCAUCUUGUGCAUGCAUUUCAAGUUUCACUAAAAACAAGCAGACAUCCACAAUAAAAACAAAAUCAUCA